CCUCCCACCUACUCCGGCUGCUGCACGAGUCGUAUUUCCGGUUUUCCGCAAACUGAAGCGGCUUCACACGGGUAGUGCGCACCAGGCAUGGCAGACGGCUUCACCUCAUCAUGGCCGUACGACACUACACUCUCGACUUCAGCCUCUCUGCGCCAGCUGACUGUUCCACGACUGUUCGUGGACUGCAGUCAAUUUUUCAGGAACAAGAAAUGACAGAAGCCAUUCACAACACAGAAGGCCAUGGCUACUUGGCAACCUUCAUUGGCAAGAAUGGCAGGUUUGUUGUUCUACGGAUCCACAAGCAUGGCCUGGUGACACUUGACCUGCAGUGCUAUGAAGCGGACAACCUCAUGCAAGUAGAUCAUCUGAUGAAUGCACUGGAAAAGAAGUUGAAAACUCUUCUGCACAGGAAUAUCAGGAAGAUUAAAAGGCUGCCGGCUCUGCAGCGGGGGGCCAAGGUGGACCGGUACUGGCCCACCGCCGACGGCAGGCUGGUGGAGUACGACAUCGACGAGGUGGUUUACGAGGAGGACUCCGUCUACCAGAACAUCAAGAUCCUGCACUCCGCUCAGUUCGGGAACAUCCUGAUCCUCAAUGGUGACGUCAACCUAGCGGAGAGCGACCUGGCCUACACGCAGGCUAUCAUGGGGGGCGGGAAAGAACAGUAUGCUGGGAAGGAGGUGCUAAUCCUCGGGGGAGGUGAUGGGGGCAUCCUCUGUGAGGCCGUCAAGUUUAAACCAAAGAUGAUCACCAUGGUGGAAAUUGACCAGCUGGUGAUUGACGGGUGUCGGAAGCACAUGAGGAAGACUUGCGGAAAUGUCCUGGACAAUCUGAAGGGAGACUGCUACGAGGUGUUGGUAGAGGACUGCGUUCCCGUGUUGAAGAAGUUCGCCGAAGAGGGGAAGACGUUUGAUUACGUCAUCAACGACCUCACUGCUGUCCCCAUCUCCACCGCACCAGAGGAAGACUCCACGUGGGAAUUCCUGCGUCUGAUUCUGGACCUGUCAAUCAAAGUUCUGCGACCGUCUGGGAAGUACUUCACGCAGGGAAACUGUGCAAACCUGACUGAGGCGUUGAGUCAGUAUGAGGACCUCCUGGAGAAGCUCAGCUCCCCUGUAGAUUUCUCAAAGGAGGUUGUGUGUGUUCCAUCGUACCUGGAGUUAUGGGUUUUCUACACGAUCUGGAAGAAGUGAAAUCCUGUCUCUCAAACCCUGCCUCCUACCUGCGCGACGGCAGUGAAGAAAAUUUGAGCUGAUUUUCCACAGCGCAGGGGAGAAACAGUGCUGUUUUUACUGUCCCUUUUGUUUUGAACCUGCAGACUUAAAAAAAAAAAAAAAAAAAAAAAAAAGAAAAAAAAAACAUUUACUGUUAAUACUUUGUGAUGGAAGUUUAAAAAACAGAAUGUAUUUUGUUUGCGAGUUUGGUUUGGGCGAUGUUUUUGAGUGCCUCCUGGGGGCACUGGCUGGCAGCGCGGAGUGAAAGCUGCUUGAUACACUGAUGGAGAGUGACUCUGCAUUUUGCACGGAGCAGGCUCUGCCAAACUCCUGCUUCUGUGGCUUUCCUUAAUAGUUCCCAUUUAGAUUAACGCACCCAUAGGACCAGUUUCGAUUACCUUUUUUUCCAUUUGAAUACGGUUUAUUGUUUUUUUUUUGUUUUUUUUUGGUAGUUUUAAUUGUUCUUUUUUUCUUCUGUGACUUCUUUCUUCUGUAACUUUGGCUUGAAUGUGAUUUUGAUUCACGAUGCUUCCUGAGGAUGGAUCGGCAGCGGUGAUGCAUUCUGGGAUAUCCACGGAUUCAGGACCUGCACUGACCCCGCCCACUGCAGUUCAUGUGCGUUUCAUGUGGUUUAAAAGGGAAAUGGGUCCUUUUGCCUUUAGUUUUGUGCUUGUUUCAUUUUUUUUUUGCCGAACUGUGAAGACUUUUAUAUAAUCAAGUGUCUCCCUAGUGUUCCCUGCUGGUCUUCCACAGUUUUUUCUCCUUUUUUGAGUUUUAGUGCAUUUCUGUGAAAAUUGUUUGAUGCACAUGCUGAAAAUUCAAGGUUUUACUGUAUGUAGCAUGCACAUACAUACAUAUAUGCACAUUUUCCCUAAUGAGGUGAUUUGUUGAAGUUUAUUUAUUAAAUUUUACCAAAUGCCUGGUC
Molecule: messenger RNA, 2139 nt
Organism: Conger conger (European conger)
Lineage: Eukaryota; Metazoa; Chordata; Actinopteri; Anguilliformes; Congridae
Gene: sms
Product: spermine synthase
Exons: 11
Coding region: 111-1193 (360 amino acids)
Biological process (GO): spermine biosynthetic process
Molecular function (GO): spermine synthase activity
Source: RefSeq, a predicted model, not a curated record